UAGGGAUUGCCGCAACAUGAUCGAUGCAUCAAUUAAACGAUUAUUGAAAAUCGAUUGACGCAAUGGCCCGACGCCUCAUACCAAUCCGUGGUGACGGCAAUUGUAUGUUCAGAUCAGUGUCUUACUGCGUGUACGGGACUCAAGAACGGCACCGGGAGAUCAGAAUGAGGGUCGUCGAUAGAAUAGUGGCGAAUUGGCAUUGGUACAAAGACUUCAUUAUCGGGGAUACGUCUUACGGAUGGAGAAUGCAGAGCUCGAGUGAUUAUCGCAGACAGAUGUCCCGCGACGGAGAGUAUGCUGGCCACGUGGAACUGCAUUGCGUCAGUGAGAUCUUCGGAGAUUACACCUUCAAAGUACACAGAGAUGGCUGCUCUAGAACCAUAGACUAUGGCAGGGGAAGAACCGUCAAACAUCUUUUGUUCUCGGGAUUUUUAGAUGCAGGACAUUAUAGUGUUUUGGAAUAUUAUUAAAAAUUUUUCGACAUACAUGAUUCAGCUUUACAUGUUUUUUUUGUUUUUCCUUGACACUGUGGCAGUGUCGCAAGCCUUUCUUUUUUCCAUUUUUGGGCGGCAGAUAAAAAUGUCAGUGAAAAAGCAAAUUACGGUACCCAGACAUGUCGGCUGGGGCUCGUUAGUCGAUAACAUCUGCAUGUUAUUACCACUUUUAACUGUGAAUCACGUUUGUUUCGUCACACGUUUGUUUUGUUUCAAUACAAGUAGGUAUCCAUGUCAAUCGUUACUUCAGUUCAGUGAGCGCUACUUAUUUUCAUAGUGUUAUUUUUGUAUUGUUAUCUCUGCUGUUUAUCUUAUUGAGCGAGUUUAUAUUUUUUCUCGAAUACAACCAGUA
Ostrinia furnacalis (Asian corn borer) is the source of this 846-nucleotide messenger RNA. Its product is annotated as Deubiquitinating enzyme A. The transcript has a single exon. Bases 63 to 470 code for a protein of 135 amino acids. Lineage: Eukaryota; Metazoa; Arthropoda; Insecta; Lepidoptera; Crambidae. Gene Ontology annotation, molecular function: cysteine-type deubiquitinase activity. Gene Ontology annotation, biological process: protein deubiquitination. The record is from RefSeq and is a predicted model, not a curated record.